Molecule: messenger RNA, 3918 nt
Organism: Pocillopora verrucosa
Lineage: Eukaryota; Metazoa; Cnidaria; Anthozoa; Scleractinia; Pocilloporidae
Source: RefSeq, a predicted model, not a curated record
AUGUCAAGAGGCGGUUACAGCAAAAUAUCUAGUGAUGAUGAAAAAGUAAGUUUUACAUCCGCUCUUUUCUUUCGUUGGAUGAACAGCGUCCUCAAGACAGGCAGUCAAAGACCUUUAGAUCAGGAUGACUUUUUACCGUUACAAGAAGAGAACUCGGCCUGUUUUCUCACCGAGAAGUUUCGAGAAAGCUGGGAAAACAAGAAAGUUCACUGCAAAAAAAAUGGGAAAAAACUCAAGUUGUGGAAAAGCGUGUUUCAGAUGCUCUCUGUUGAAGAUGUUAUCAUUAUUUUGUUGGGAAAUAGUUUGUUUACAGUAUCUCGCCUUCUCUAUCCAUUGCCUCUCGGAUAUCUUGUUGCCAAACUAAUGUCAACUGAGACGGGCCAUUCCUUUUCCCUCUAUGCAUGCGCUUUGGCUUUGUGUUUCAAUGCUUUGAUCGGCAGUCUUGGAAUGCAUCAUCAAGACUAUAAAGGAGAAGUGUUGGGGAUUCGAAUAAGCAGCGCCUUGAGAGGUCUGGUGUACCACAAGACGCUUCUUCUCAGCAAGCAGACGUUACUGAAAUUCACAGCUGGACGCGUAAUUGACCUGAUAUCCAAUGACGUGAAGCGAAUGGAGGAAGAGACCAUCAAGUUUUUUUUCUUGACCAUUUUCGCAUUCUUUAGCACUGCGGGAUCAAUGUUCCUUAUCACAUAUUUGAUUAGCUGGCAGGCUGUAGUGGGAGUUAUCUUCAUGUGUUUCCUACUGCCGUACUUUGCGGUCAUGUCCUAUUUCAGUGCUAAGCUGCGCCUACGCACGGCAGCCGUGUCCGAUCAGCGCAUUUCUUUGAUGAACCAAGUUGUGUCCGGGAUCCGCGCGAUCAAAACGCAUGCGUGGGAAGAUGAAUACCGAGAAAAAAUAAAGCAUACUCGAAGGCAUGAAAUCAGUGUCAUUUCGAAGAAGACAGCCAUUAAUUCAACCAUUGAUGCUUUGAUUUACUCUGUGGUUCCAAUGGCUACUCUUGUUUCAGUAAUCGUCAUGGUGUUAACGGGACAAACCCUCAAGCCUCCUGAUGUUUUUAUGCUCCUUUGCUUUAUGCGAAUACUUAAAAAUAGCUGCUUCUAUGACUUGCCCGUUGGCUUUAUGGGAACAUAUGAUGCAUUCGUUUCGCUUGGAAGAAUCGAAGAAUUUCUUCUUUUGAAUGAUAUGUCUGAGACCUCAUUUGGUGAUGAAUGUAAAGAAGACAGACUUCAAACAGAAAGUGGCUUAACUAGACCAAAUAUCUGUUUCUCUGAUAGCCAAGCUGAAAAUAUGAGCCGAGACAGUUCCUACUUUGCGUAUCACGAAAAAGACCCAAUACCUACCACUGUAUGUGUUUCGAAUUUGACGUGCAAGCAAUACCUUCGUGAAGACGAGUUCAUUCUCCAAGAUAUCGACAUAGUCGUACCUCCACAGAGUUUAACAGUUAUCACCGGACCAGUAGGAAGUGGAAAAUCUACUCUGCUCUCGGCGAUUGCUGGUGAAAUACCUUACGCAAGUGGAACAAUUAAAUACCAGGGUUCUGUCAUUUAUUUGCCUCAGUCUGCUUGGGUGUUCUCGGGAACGAUAAGAGAAAACAUUUUGUUUGGUCAGCCUUACGAAGAAUUCAAGUACGAAAGAAUAGUCGAGGCUUGUGCUCUGAAGGAAGACAUCCAGCGGUUUCCUGAUGGCGACCUAACGAUUGUGGGAGAACGCGGUGAAGUUCUGAGCGGAGGACAACAAGCGAGAAUCAGUUUAGCGCGCGCAGUUUAUGCUGACGGAGAUCUCUAUUUAUUGGAUGAUCCACUGAGUGCUGUCGAUUUCAAAGUUGGUCAACAUAUCUUUGAAAAGUGCAUGAAAGAUCUACUGGGUAACAAAGUUGUUCUUUUAUCCUCACACCAUCAACAGCACAUGGAAAACGCCGGCCAAGUGAUUGUGUUGAACAAGGGCCGUGUGCUGGAGAAGGGACGAUUCACUGAGCUACAAGAGCAAGGCAUAAUUAGCUCAAUCGUUGACUCUCAUUUUAAAGCAUCUAUGAAGAACAACACUGAGCCAUAUGAGACGGUUGGGUUGGAGACCAAGGAGAAACACGAUGAUAUUAAUAAAUGUCAGGAAAUACUUCCCCUGCCCAAUGCGGGCAAGAGUUUAGAGAUAGCACCGGAGGAUCGCACAAUCGGAGUGGUAACAUCUAAGCUUUAUUGGGACUACUUCACAAGUGGAGUGCAUCCCUUAACAAUAAUUGGAAUGGGCGUUUUAUUUCUCAUCUCUGAAGCCGCCAUAGUUGCUCCGGACUUUUGGCUCUGGUUUUUAACAGAACAAAACCAAGAGGAUCAGAAAAACAAGACUUAUCUUUCUAUUUACGCCUGUCUUGUGAGCGUGUGUCUUAUAUUUACCGUUGUUCGAGCUUAUGGUUUCCUCCUGAUUUGUCUGAGGUGUGCUGAACGUCUGCACGAUAAAAUGCUUUUAGCUAUAUUACAAGCACCUGUUCUGUUCUUUGAUUCAAAUCCCGUGGGAAGAAUCCUAAAUCGCUUUGCUAGUGAUAUCGGCUGCGUGGAUGAGCUGCUACCCAAAACAUUCUUGAAAGCAGUGCAGAAUCUCUUGUCGAUAUCCAUCUUAAUUCUGAUAUCGAUUACCACAAAUCCUUGGCUUUUCUUUCUUGCCUUUCCACUGACGACGAUGGUAGUGUAUAUUUCCAAGUAUUACUUGAAGACUGCCAGAGAGCUGAAAAGGUUGGAGUCGAUAUCCCGAAGCCCAGUGUUCUCUCAUUUUUCGGAGACUCUGGUAGGACUGGACACGAUUCGCACCAGAGGAAGGCAGGCAGAUUUUGUGGAGACAUUUUACAGAUAUCAAGAUGUUCAUAAUCAGUCGUACAUUUUGGUGAUGGCCAGUGGUAGAUGGUUAGGAGUCCGUUUGGAUUGUCUCGCUUCCCUGUUAGUUGGUGCAGUUGCUCUGGCCGCAGUACUGGUCUCUCAAAAUGCCGCUUUCGCUGGCCUUUCACUUGUUUACGUCAUCCAAGUUAUGGUAAUCACUCAAUAUACUGUUAGAAAAGCCGCUGAAGUGGAGAAUUACAUGACGUCAGUUGAAAGAGUUCUGACGUAUACUAAACUUAACUGUGAGCCUGGGUACAAAGUAGAAAGACACCCCCCUAAAGAUUGGCCAAGUGAAGGACGUAUUGCAUUCAGAGAUGUAUCAUUGACGUAUUAUCCGGGAGGACCUCAAGUGCUGAAGGAAAUAAAUCUUAAUAUCAAAGGAGGAGCAAAGAUCGGAGUUGCUGGCCGUACAGGAGCUGGGAAAUCAUCGUUAGUGGCAGCUCUUAUGCGCAUGCCUGAUGCUGACGGAGAGAUAAUUAUUGACGAGAUUUCGAUAAAAGAUAUAAACCUCCGACAAUCCCGACGAAGUAUUUCGGUCCUUGGUCAAACUCCUGUGCUUUUUAGUGGAACACUGAGAAAAAAUCUAGACAUUUUAGAGGAGUUUGAAGAUCCUGACUUAUGGCAGGCCUUAGAAGACGUGCAGCUAAAAGAUUUUGUAGAGAAUCUUGAGGCGAAGCUUAAUCACGAAUUGCUUGAACACGGUGCUAAUGUCAGUGUAGGAGAGCGGCAGUUGAUUUGCUUGGCUCGUGUGCUGCUGCAGCGAAGUAAGAUUAUUAUAUUAGACGAGCCAACUGCGCAUGUCGACCCCGCCACAGAGCAGACGAUUUGGGACAUUGUACGGGAAAAGCUGAAGGACGCAACUGUUAUCACUAUAGCUCAUCGUUUGAACACUUUAAAAGACUGUCAGAUGAUUUUGGUUCUGAAAGAUGGAAGAGUUCAUGAAUUUGACAAAUUUAAUUCACUGGUGAGCACUCAGAUCUGAAACUGGCAUGGCCCUUUGAACGGACUGAGGAAAAUUUUAACUUGGAGGCACGUCGCCGCAUUUUGACUCCGGCUC